GUGUUGUUUGCUGCUGGACUCCCCCUGUCCCCACAACCCCGCAGGAUGAUAUGAGACUUGAAAGAAGACGAUGCAUACAGGAGGAGAGACUUCAGCAUGCAAACCUUCGUCCGUUCGGCUUGCACCAUCGUUUUCAUUCCAUGCUGCUGGCCUUCAGAUGGCUGGACAGAUGUCCCAUUCUCAUCAGCAGUACAGUGACCGGCGGCAGCAGAACAUCAGCGACCAGCAGGUCUCGGCCUUGUCGUACGCGGAGCAGCUGGAGCAGCCCAUCCCCCUGACAAACCAGAGGCGGAUGCCCCAAACUUUCCGUGAUCCAGCCACUGCUCCAUUGAGGAAACUCUCCGUAGAUUUGAUUAAAACAUACAAGCAUAUUAAUGAGGUUUACUAUGCAAAAAAAAAACGGCGGCAUCAGCAGGGCCAGGGCGAUGAUUCCAGUCACAAAAAGGAGAGGAAAGUUUACAAUGAUGGUUAUGAUGAUGACAACUAUGACUACAUUGUGAAAAAUGGGGAGAAGUGGAUGGACCGCUAUGAAAUCGACUCUUUAAUAGGCAAAGGAUCCUUUGGGCAGGUUGUGAAGGCUUAUGACCGAGUGGAGCAGGAGUGGGUGGCCAUCAAAAUCAUCAAAAACAAGAAGGCUUUCCUGAACCAGGCCCAGAUUGAAGUGAGACUGCUCGAGCUGAUGAACAAACAUGACACUGAGAUGAAGUACUACAUAGUGCAUUUGAAGCGCCACUUCAUGUUCAGGAACCACCUGUGCUUGGUGUUUGAGAUGCUGUCCUACAACCUGUACGACCUGCUGAGGAACACCAACUUCCGCGGCGUGUCCCUCAACCUGACGCGCAAGUUCGCGCAGCAGAUGUGCACGGCCCUGCUCUUCCUGGCCACCCCCGAGCUCAGCAUCAUUCACUGUGACCUAAAACCAGAGAACAUCCUGCUCUGCAACCCCAAAAGGAGCGCCAUCAAGAUUGUGGAUUUUGGCAGUUCCUGUCAGCUUGGGCAGAGGAUAUACCAGUAUAUCCAGAGUCGUUUCUAUCGAUCACCAGAGGUGCUACUGGGAAUGCCUUAUGACCUUGCAAUUGAUAUGUGGUCCCUUGGGUGUAUUUUAGUCGAGAUGCACACUGGAGAGCCUCUCUUUAGUGGGGCAAAUGAGGUGGAUCAGAUGAAUAAAAUAGUGGAAGUUUUGGGGAUACCACCAACCCACAUCCUCGACCAAGCACCCAAAGCAAGAAAGUUCUUUGAGAAGUUGCCAGAUAGCACUUGGAACUUGAAGAAGACCAAAGAUGGAAAAAGGGAAUACAAACCACCGGGAACUCGCAAACUCCACAAUAUCCUGGGAGUUGAGACAGGAGGGCCGGGUGGGCGCCGUGCUGGGGAGUCAGGUCAUACUGUAGCUGACUACUUGAAGUUCAAAGACCUCAUCUUAAGGAUGCUUGACUAUGACCCCAAGACACGAAUCCAGCCCUACUACGCCCUGCAGCACAGUUUCUUCAAGAAAACGGCGGACGAAGGUACCAACACGAGUAACAGCGUGUCCACGAGUCCUGCCAUGGAGCAGUCACAGUCUUCAGGAACCACCUCUAGUACAUCUUCUAGCUCAGGUGGAUCUUCUGGCACGAGCAACAGCGGGAGGGCGCGGUCGGACCCCACACACCAGCAUCGACACAGCGGCGGGCACUUCACUGCUGCUGUUCAAGCCAUGGACUGUGAGACACACAGCCCACAGGUUCGACAGCAGUUUCCUCCUCCCAUCGGUUGGACCGCCACCGAGGCUCCCAGCCAGGUCACCGUGGAGAACCACCCGGUGCAGGAGACCACCUUCCACGUCAACCCUCAGCAACAGAACGCAUUACACCAUCACCAUGGCAACAGCUCCCACCACCACCACCAUCACCACCACCACCACCACCACCAUGGACAGCAAGCCUUGGGCAGCCGGACCAGGCCGAGAGUCUACAAUUCUCCAACAAACAGCUCCUCCACCCAGGAUUCUAUGGAGGUGGGCCACAGUCACCACUCCAUGACAUCCCUGUCUUCCUCAACUACUUCUUCCUCUACAUCUUCCUCCUCUACUGGUAACCAAGGCAAUCAGGCCUAUCAGAACCGCCCAGUGGCUGCUAACACCUUGGACUUUGGACAGAACGGAGCUAUGGACAUGAAUUUAACAGUCUACUCUAAUCCGCGCCAAGAAACUGGCAUAGCUGGACAUCCCACGUACCAGUUUUCUGCUAAUACAGGUCCUGCUCAUUACAUGACUGAAGGACACCUUGCCAUGAGGCAAGGCAUUGAUAGAGAAGAGUCUCCCAUGACAGGAGUUUGUGUUCAGCAAAGUCCUGUGGCUAGCUCGUGACUAAA
Ficedula albicollis (Collared flycatcher) is the source of this 2352-nucleotide messenger RNA. RefSeq names its product dual specificity tyrosine phosphorylation regulated kinase 1A (gene DYRK1A). Gene Ontology annotation, molecular function: transcription coactivator activity; protein serine/threonine kinase activity; protein serine/threonine/tyrosine kinase activity. Gene Ontology annotation, cellular component: nucleus. NCBI's taxonomy places the organism in Eukaryota, Metazoa, Chordata, Aves, Passeriformes, Muscicapidae. Bases 71 to 2347 code for a protein of 758 amino acids. The transcript has 11 exons. The record is from RefSeq and is a predicted model, not a curated record. Gene Ontology annotation, biological process: positive regulation of DNA-templated transcription; peptidyl-threonine phosphorylation; protein autophosphorylation.